UUUGUCGCACUCACACAUUUUCCCACCUUUGUUUUCUUUUCUUUGUUCCGUUUAUGUCAUGAACGAUGUGUAAAUUGGUGGUGGCUAACAUAGCAGAGAUCUAUAAGGCUUACAAAACUGGGAAUUACAAGCCAAUGGAUGCCAAUAAAGAUCUUUACUCUUCACCUGUCUAUAAAAAAUGCACUGAGAGCCUAAUACUGAUAUUGAUUUGUUAUCGAACUGAGUCUGAGGAAAGAAUUGAAGGGCGGAUCAAGAUCAAAAUAUGUGAAUGGGUAAAUAUAUCAGAGAUAAAUGGAGGAGUGUAUGUCAUUGUGUGCUUGACAGAGUAUGAGUUAUUGCAUAAUAUUCAGACCCAGUUUCAGAUUGUUAGUGAAUGAAUCCCACAUGGAAAGUAUGUGGGAUCAUCAUACUAUUUAUAAGAGCAUGAGUUACUCUACUCAUCACUAAUUGGUUUUGAGAUGGAACCUCAUACUUCUUACCAUGCACCGAUCAAAAUCCAAAAUCGGUCCAAAAAAAGAGAGAGCUCUUUGUAAUUUUUGUAAUUUGGGGAUAAUGAGCUAAAAAGAGCCAACGAGCCACUUGCGAUCGAGCACUCUGAUGGCUAACUCUCACGAAUUGUUAUGUUGUUUAUUCUACUGAUCAGCAGUAGGUUUUAACAAGCCUCACAUUAAUCUCAUGAAAAAUAUUGAAAUGAACUAUUUGCUUUGAAAUAAUAAAAUGCAAUAUAUGUCA
This is a messenger RNA of Humulus lupulus (European hop), 732 nucleotides long. RefSeq lists its product as uncharacterized. The transcript is spliced from 2 exons. Bases 66 to 377 code for a protein of 103 amino acids. Lineage: Eukaryota; Viridiplantae; Streptophyta; Magnoliopsida; Rosales; Cannabaceae. The record is from RefSeq and is a predicted model, not a curated record.